GGUUCAAAACACAACCAUCGCCUGCCACCGUUUUCUCCUCCCACCUCUAAACAUCACAAACAACCCUCGAAUCUUUGGACAAUACCAUCACUAUUCAAGUUGAAGCCCAUUGUUUCUCCCGCCUCUUUCCGGCGUACCUCUGGCCUCGCCUACAUCUCCACUAACUUAUUGUUUCGCUCUCCCUCAUUAAUGUCGGUUAGCCCAAUCACAACCCCACCAAUCGCCCGGGACGCCCCACCAAAGGCCAGGCCCAAGCCGACAGGGAGAGAUCUCUAUUACUCCCUAGGCUCCCCAAAGACGAUAGUAGCUCCUAUGGUCGAGCAAUCAGAACUGGUCUGUUAGCCCCGUCUUUCUACUUGACCUCCGCUAACAAACACAGGCAUGGCGACUUCUCUCCCGUCGCCACUCGCCCCCAAACACUCUCUGCUACACCCCCAUGCUCCAUUCCCGCCUGUUUGCUACGACUCCUGUAUACCGAUCCCAAUCCUUCUACCCACCCCUUGAUGGUUCAAACCCCGACCGCCCGCUUUUCGUCCAAUUCUGCUCAAACACUCCGGAGGAUUUAUUUUCCGCUGCACAACAUGUAGCACCGCAUUGUGACGGCGUAGACCUCAAUCUUGGCUGUCCACAGGGUAUCGCUCGGAAAGGCAAAUAUGGGGCUUUCUUGCAGGAGGAUUGGGGACUUAUCCACAGUCUAGUGUCCAAGCUACACAAAGAUCUUGAGGUCCCGGUUACUGCAAAGAUCCGAAUUUUGGAAAACCGAGAGCGUAGUUUGGAGUAUGCGCGAAUGGUGGUUGGUGCUGGUGCGCAGAUUCUAACCGUUCAUGGCCGGACAAGAGACCAAAAGGGUCAUAAUACUGGGAUGGCGGACUGGGGCGUCAUACGGUAUAUCCGAGAUAACCUUCCGAGGGACGUUGUCCUGUUCGCAAAUGGUAAUAUCCUCUGGCAUGAGGAUGUGCAGCGCUGUUUGGAUGCCACUGGUGCAGAUGGUGUAAUGAGUGCGGAGGGAAAUCUCUACAAUCCGGCCAUCUUCCAAUCGGAUGAAGAUUGGGAAAAGAGAUUCCCGAGAAUGGACACCAUAGGCAGGGAGUAUCUGGAUAUUGUCCGAAAAGAGGUGUUACCGGGACUCGAAGAGAAGGGGCAGAAGCUCUUAUUGCAGGAUCCCUCGGUAACGGCGAUAAAACCACAUUUAUUCAAACUUUGGCACACACUAUUACCAAAACAUACAAACGUUAGGGCACUGCUUGCAAGAAGUUCCGCUCGAGUAAGCAAGAAUGGAGAUGUUUUGGAAGCCUAUGAGACUUGCUUAAUGGAGGUUGAAAAAAUCAUCAAGGCCGAGUUAAGCCAAAAUCCAGAGCCCGUGGACGAUAAUGGCCGAUGGACCGGUCCGGAUAGUCCAUUCGAGGAAAGCGCUGAAGGGAUAAUGAUCGAGGUUGAUGGUGUCAAAUUUAAUAGGCUAGUGCCAUGGUACCGUUGUCAACCUUACUACAGACCACUUCCAGAAGAAGCGGUAAAGAAAGGAGCUCUAAAAGUCAGAAAAAGUGCUCAGAGCCAGGGAGUUGUCGAGAGGAAGAAACAGAGGCUAGAUACAGAAGCAGGUUCCCGAUUGGCCACAGGGACCUAGAGCGAUCUAUUGAGGGUGAGCGGGAUAUUGUGAAAGAAAGUGGUGUCGUAGGCAGGUACGGGGACGGAGGGUGAAGUUUGCGGCCAACUAAGAGCUUAGAUUUAGAGGAGCAGUAUCAAUCUAUUGGGUUAGUUAUGUACGGGGAAUCAACUUCAUUGCGACUUCCCCCCAGUCCUGGCCACCCUACGACACGCGGCUGAUAUGAUGACAGAAUGGAAAAACAGUGGGAAUAGAGCGAAGCUAUUCUUCCCUAUAAGAAAGAAAGCAAACCCCAGAGCCACUUUACAGAGAGGACACUGAAGGUACCCGCCUCCACCUUUACCACGCUCUACCCAUCGCCACGGCACUCGCCAUAUUCUCUGCCCACUCCCAUGGCCUCCCCAGCCCACCAGGCAUAGCAUUGAAGUAUUCCCACCCCAUCACCCCUCCAAACCCGGGAUACUUCUGUACCAGUCCCAUAAACACCGCAACAAGCACAUCAAUUUCCACCCACCCGCUCCCAUUGGCCGCAUUUGUAACAACCCCAGCAACAACCUUCUCCGGUGGCCAUCCCAUCGCCAUGACUAAAUCAUAACAUUGAGAAUCUUCCAUGCUCCCCCACCCACAGUAGAACUGGACAUUGUACCAAUCAAUCACGCCUCCACGCUGAACUUCCAACAUCCGGUAAUCAAAUCCAGACAGAUGCCUCUGAUUAAUCAGCCCGGUAGCGACGGGUGCAAGCGUGAUCAAGAAGUCCUGCCCAAAGUCCGCCUUGAGCCUAUCGAUCAGCCGGAUAACCCCCUUGAGCGACAUCUCCUCCUCGACAUCGAGGUCCAGUCCAUUGAGUUUGUGUUUGUGUAUCAUGUCGCGGAGCGGGCAGUAGUACGCCUCGAAUGACUCCUCACUACCGUCCAGGCGCUCGAAGGAGCCGCGCGCGGCACCGCCGAGCAUGCCGAGGACCUUGAUACCGGAGUCUUGCAAAACAAGUACUUCAUCCCAGAGCGUCUCGAAUAUCGCGUCAUCCGGCGACGUCUCGUUGAGAUGGAUAUUACCGGGCGGGUCGUUGAGGUGGAUUGCGGCGAGGAUCACGUGAGUGGUGCCAGUAUUUUCGGUGAGGAGAGGAAGGAUGGAAACGUAUUCUUUGGAAGAGGUAUAGUGGGUUUGGUGGUAGAGGACUAUCCGCGAGGUCACAGUACGCGGGGGGAGGGGCGGUGGUGGCAUAACGGGUU
This is a messenger RNA of Tuber aestivum (summer truffle), 2832 nucleotides long. The record is from the annotation of a GenBank genome assembly. NCBI's taxonomy places the organism in Eukaryota, Fungi, Ascomycota, Pezizomycetes, Pezizales, Tuberaceae.